CAGAGGUUGGGUGGUCUUACAGUGGAGCAGCUGUCACACUGUCUUUUACCAUGACGAGAUCAGGUGCCUUCAAACUCAGCAUUGUCUUCUUUCUCGCCUUCAUCCUGUGUCUACCAGAGUUUUUUCCAGAAAUAUCACAAAUUGAGUUUCUCUGUGAGCUGUUUGACCCUUGCACUCCUGAAAAUGAUGCACAGGUGUGUACUCCGGCUGACCCUCCAUGUGAGACAGAAACGAUAAAUGCCAGCAGUCAAAACAAACAUGGUGACGGUUGGUAUCUGUGUAAGACUGAAAUGGAUCUGCAGCUUCUCUACAACAAUACUUCACAGUCAGGAGAGCAUGUAAAGGUGGUACUGACAAUGAAGGCAGGCAAUCUCUCUGGAUGGAACAUUAGUGUGUUUGUGUUUCUCAACAACACUGAUCUGUACACUGGACCCCAAAAUGACCAGAGACUCUUCUACUGCUACCUCCCACCAGACGACAGCAAAUGUCCAGAUCUGGACAUAUCUAUGCAUGAAAACACCAGCACUCCGACACAAGACACCUCGAUUUUAAAAACCAUUACUUCUGCAAACCCAGCCGCCUCUUCGCUCAAAACAACUACACUAUCUUUCCAAGCAACAGCUUCUACGAAUGAGCUGAAGUGCCAACCAACCAGCAGCAGCAGUUUCCUCUUUUACUACCAGGAGCAAAAUGAAACAGCAAGAUCAGCUGCAUUUCCAGCGACGCAAACAAGAAGAGGACAAAAGUUCAGAAAGCAAAUACGUGAGGAACAGGAAGAAGAUAUACAUGCAGAGAUACAUACAGACAUUUACUGUAGAUCCUUGGGCCUGCACUAUACUGUAUAA
Molecule: messenger RNA, 845 nt
Organism: Sinocyclocheilus anshuiensis
Lineage: Eukaryota; Metazoa; Chordata; Actinopteri; Cypriniformes; Cyprinidae
Exons: 4
Coding region: 51-845 (264 amino acids)
Source: RefSeq, a predicted model, not a curated record